Armigeres subalbatus is the source of this 1859-nucleotide messenger RNA. Its product is annotated as protein O-glucosyltransferase 2-like. Gene Ontology annotation, molecular function: glucosyltransferase activity. The record is from RefSeq and is a predicted model, not a curated record. Gene Ontology annotation, cellular component: endomembrane system. Lineage: Eukaryota; Metazoa; Arthropoda; Insecta; Diptera; Culicidae. The transcript is spliced from 2 exons. The coding region runs from base 171 to 1688 and encodes 505 amino acids.
UCAGCAUUCAGGCCGGUUGUUUUUUUUUUGUCUCUCUUAUGGUGCUGCAUUUGCUCUCACGCAAUGGGAAAUAUUGAUUUGUUUUAAAUAAAUUCGUAUAUAAUAAAUUUUAAUUAAUCCAUCUACCUGAGUUUACAGGGUUCUCGCUGUUCUAAAAGUUACCUUCUAUAAUGAAUAGUUUAAUUGGUACGUUGGCUGCUAUUGUGAUCAAGUUGUCCUUUCUUCUGGGAGAAAACUCAUCCCUAUUGGAUCAUACUAGAACUCGAGUUUGGGGUCCUGGCAUAGAACUAGCCGAUAAGCUCCCGUUGAACGCAAGGUACUUUUACAUCGAACCAAGAGAUGAACAAAACAAUAUUAUUACAGAUCCAUUGAAAUAUCGUGUCUUGUUUAAAGGCAGAUCCGUGUUAGGUGAGUGCCGGGUGAAAAUCGAGCAAAUAGACCGCUUCGACGGGUCUUCUCUUAUUCGAUAUAAACUAACGGAGACAUGCUGGGAUACGGAUAUACACGUACUAUAUGGAGAACGACAUUUGGGGGAAUCUCCAUACAGGUUUAAUAACAAGCUCUAUACAGAAAACUGCAACUGUCCUCAAACAAACCUAGGCGAAUGGAUUCAACAGAUCGAUUGUCCGGUAUCAGAUUCACAAAUCGAAAGCGAUCUUAUACCAUUUCGAGCAGUGAAUUUCUCCAGCCUCAGGCCCAGAAUCAUCCAGCAAUACGACAAGCCAGGAAGCGUUUCGUUGUGUAAUUAUGUGAUAAAAAACAAUCAAGUUUAUCGUACCUGCUACGGUCGUUAUACAGGGUUUAAGAUGUACAUGGAUGCGCUUUUGCAAUCAAUGGCUCGUAAAACUAUUCUGCCUGAUAUGGAACUGUUCGUCAAUCUAGGUGAUUGGCCGUUAGUCACGAAAGGAGGUCACCGACGUACGACGGGACCGUAUCCGAUUUUCUCAUGGUGUGGUAGCGACGAUACAUUCGAUAUUGUAAUGCCUACCUACGACAUUGUUGAAGCAACGCUGGAAGCCAUGAAUCGAGUCACCCUUGAUAUGCUCUCCGUUCAGCGGAAAGGGAUUCCAUGGGAAGACAAGGACGCUAAAGCAUUCUGGCGCGGACGGGAUGCUUGUCGAGAAAGGCUAGACUUGGUUGGGUUGUCUCAGAUGCAUCCGGAUAUCGUGAACGCUUCUUUAACUAAUUUCUUCUUCUUCCGAGACGAGGAGAAGAAGUAUGGCCCAAAAGUUGCGUAUAUAUCAUUUUUUGAUUUCUUCAACUACAAAUACCAGAUCAAUGUAGACGGAACGGUAGCUGCGUAUCGACUUCCUUAUUUGCUAGGUGGAUCUUCGGUUGUAUUUAAGCAGGACUCCAAGUACUACGAACAUUUUUAUAACAAACUUCAGAAAUGGAAGGAAUUCGUUCCAAUUAAGAAAGAUUUAUCCGAUUUAGUCGAAAGUAUAGAAAAAGCGAGAACAAUUGAUGAUACCAUGGUGCAAGUACGCAACAACGCAAAAUACUUUGUCGAGAAGCAUUUGCUGCCUAAAUCUAUUUUAUGUUAUUAUGGAUUACUGUUCAAACAAUACGCUAAAAAUAUUGUCAGUUCUAUUCAAGUACUUCCGGAAAUGGAAAGAGUUGAACAACCAACGUCUAGUUCCGGUUGUGAAUGUGAUUCGAUGCUGGUAAACAAACACGAUGAACUUUAAAAGUUACAUUCCAUCAUAAAGAUCUGAAAUAUGAAUUGCAGAAACCUCGCAAUGCAGUAUGUUUUAUUUUAAAAGUAUGUAUAUAUUAUGCGCAUUGAAUCUCGGUGAUAAAUUUAUUGGCAGUAAAAACUCUUCUUAAGAGAGAAAUAAAUAUUUAAUAACUUGAAAGAA